Molecule: messenger RNA, 784 nt
Organism: Cynoglossus semilaevis (tongue sole)
Lineage: Eukaryota; Metazoa; Chordata; Actinopteri; Pleuronectiformes; Cynoglossidae
Product: deoxyguanosine kinase, mitochondrial-like
Exons: 3
Coding region: 1-384 (127 amino acids)
Cellular component (GO): mitochondrion; cytoplasm
Molecular function (GO): deoxyguanosine kinase activity
Source: RefSeq, a predicted model, not a curated record
AUGGAGACACUGGCAGUGUUGGGUAAAAGAGCCAGUGAAGACAGAAGACAGAAGUUGAGCCUUUGUCACAACCUGCUGCACAUGAUGUACCGGGAUUCUCAGUGCUGGUCGUACACAUUUCAGACCUUUUCGUGUAUGAGUCGUUUAAGAACUCAGCUGGAGCCUGUUCCUGCUCGCCUGCUCUACUCAAAAGGAACACCUGUCCAGUUGUAUGAACGCUCAGUGUACAGUGACAGGUAUAUAUUUGCCCUCAACAUGUUCAAGCUGGGAUGCAUCAACUCCACAGAGUGGGCAGUCUGCCAGGACUGGCACUCCUUUGUGGUGGAGCAGCUUGGACACCAGGUGGAGCUGGAGGGUAUUAUCUUCCUCAGAGCCACACAAUGAAGUUCAUUGUCAUCGCUACACCCUUAUUUUUAGCAGUGUGUGAGGAUGGUGUCUGUAAAAGAUUUCACCGUAUGUUUGUAUGAAAUACGAAAGAGGUAAUACUUUUUAUUUUAUUAUUGCGUGAUUACUGUGCAUAUACUGCUAUAUACCUUUAGUUCUAUACUGUAUGAUGCUAUGUCUGACCCAUUGUGGUUGUAAUGCUACUUUUAUUCCCCAGGUAAAGAACUUUUUUCUCUUCUGUCUUUGUGAUAAGACAGUCAUCAAUGAGAAGAAACAAGAAAAACAUCAGUUAGUUGUCUGCGUUGACUCAUCUGUGAACGCCAUCCAUCCAUCCAUCCAUCUUCAACCGCUUAUCCGGGGCCGGGUCGCGGGGGCAACAGUCUGAGCAGGGACACCCAGA